UCACCUCUAUAAAAUAAGGAAAUUCAUUGUUAUCUUUUGAGUUGUGUCCAGCAUUAUCAGAUUAAUGAGACAAAGUUGCAAUUUAGCUGCUGAUCUUUGCAUACUGAUUUGUGAAUCCUUCAAUGAUAGAUAUUCCUCAGAGGCUCCAGCAUUACCAGCGGCUCAUAACAUCAGACAGAGUGUUAAGGCUCACCGUAGACUGGUAAAUACUUCUUGUUUUGAGAAUGAAGAGCAUUGUUGUCUAUCACUGUGUACUGGGGUGUUUUCUACAUCCUUUGGCUCAAUACACUGUUUCAACAUCUGAGUUUUGGGUGGAAGGAGAUUAUUUGAUAGGUGGACUUUUUAAUAUUCAUCAGCUGAAUGACUCUCUUCUUCAUCAAAGACCAGAAGCCAUUGACUGCUCCAGUGCACCUUUUAUUCUGUCCAGUUAUCGAAGGUUUCAAAUGAUGAGAUUCUCUGUAGAAGAAAUCAACAAUUCUACCAAGCUACUGCCAAAUGUGUCACUUGGCUAUGAAAUCUUUGACCACUGCACAGAUUUUGUGAGUUUCCCAGGACCUUUAAACCUAAUCUCUGAUAAUGGCUUUAUGCACCCUCUGGAAGAACCACACAAUUUAUCCAAAGUGAUAGCAGUGGUCGGGACCUAUACAAGCCCUCAGGCACGAGCUGUAGCCCCUCUGUUCAUGAUGAAUCUCAUUCCAAUAGUCAGUUAUGGAGCUUCCAGUUCAAUCUUUUCAAGAAAACAGACCUUUCCCUCUUUCUUAAGAACAGUGCAUCCCAAUGAAGAGGUCAUAAAAGGCAUUGUUAGUAUUGUCAAGCAAUUCAACUGGAAAUGGGUUGCUUUUCUUUAUGUUAAUAAUGAUUAUGGAACAGAUGGCCUGGACUUGUUUUUAAAAGCAAUUAAUGAGACUGACAUCUGCCUUGCAUAUAGCAAAGGCCUUGAUCAAGAUACAGAUUACAGUCUAAUGUUUAGACAGAUUGAUGCAAAAAACAUUAAUAUCAUUAUUGUUUUUGCACCUGAAUGGACUGUUGAAGAACUCAUGGAGUCAGUAAAAAGAGAAAAUGUUACAAACAAGGUGUGGAUAGCAACUGAUACAUGGUCCCUAAACAAAAAAAUAAUAGACCAGAUACAAGGAAGCAAAAAUAUUGGCACUGUACUUGGGGUUGCUCAGCCUAAAAUGUCAAUACCUGGUUUUAGUGAGUUCAUUCAUUCUUUCAAGGCCAAGAAUCACUGUGAAAAUGCAGAGCAACAGAAGUUUUGUAAUCAGGUUUGCAACUGCAGUAGCCUGACUGCUGAGGAAAUCAUUGAUGCAGAUCCAUCGUGCUCUUUUCCUGUUUAUUCUGCCGUGUAUUCCAUUGCUCAUGCCUUACACAAUAUGUUACAAUGUGGAGCUGAUGGAUGUAAAGACAAUAUUACAGUCUACCCCCAUAUGGUUCUUACAGAGUUGAGGAAGACAAAUUUUACCCUUUUAAACCAAACCAUUCAGUUUGAUGAGAAUGGUGACCCCAUGUUUGGAUCCCACUCAGUCGUUUUUUGGGGCCCCAGUGGCGAUGUGCAGGAAGUGGGCUAUUAUACUUGUCAUCCAUCAUUCCAUUUCUUCAUCAACAACACCAAAAUUCAGUGGCAUACAAGUGCACAAGUACCAACUUCCGUGUGUUCUGAAGAAUGUAAAAUAGGCUACAAGAAAACACAACUUGGAAUCCACAAGUGUUGCUUCAGUUGCACAAUUUGUCCACGUGGGACUUAUAUCAACAGCACAGACAAUCCCUCCAAGUGCAUCACCUGUAAAGACACAGAAUGGUCUGAAGAAGGAAGUACAUCAUGCAGUCUGCGGGUGGUGGAGUAUACACCAUUUACAGACAUUUGGGCUAUAGGGAUCAUGGUUGGUGCCUUUAUCUUGGUGUUCAUCUCACUGGCCUUGUCUGUUCUCUUUGCCCUUAACUACGACACACCUGUUGUCAAAUCUGCUGGAGGACCAAUGUGCUUUCUGAUUCUAGGUUGUCUCAGUCUGUCUAGUCUUAGUGUAUUUUUUUAUUUUGGCAAACCAACAGAUACUUUUUGUAUCUUAAGAUAUUUACCAUUUUUUUUAUUCUUCACCAUUUGCUUAGCAUGCUUUGUUGUACGUGCAUUUCUAAUUGUGCAUUUUCAAAACAGCUACCAAGUUCCCAGUGCUGUACAGCUGGUGGAUGAAAUAUCACGGGCAGUGGAUGUUCAUUGCUGUGGUGUUUGUGACACAGGCAAUCUUUCUUCUUAUUAACUUUACAUAUAUCCCCCCAAGACCUAACAUUGACAUGUCUUGGAACUCAAAAAAAAUUAUACUUUACUGUGAGACUGAUUUUAAAGCAGCAUCUGCUUCUCUGGUUUU
Messenger RNA from Haplochromis burtoni (Burton's mouthbrooder), 2363 nucleotides. Its product is annotated as taste receptor type 1 member 1. Gene Ontology annotation, cellular component: membrane. Gene Ontology annotation, molecular function: G protein-coupled receptor activity. The record is from RefSeq and is a predicted model, not a curated record. Lineage: Eukaryota; Metazoa; Chordata; Actinopteri; Cichliformes; Cichlidae. Gene Ontology annotation, biological process: G protein-coupled receptor signaling pathway.